Messenger RNA from Synchiropus splendidus (mandarinfish), 7288 nucleotides. It is a transcript of the gene gbf1, whose product is annotated as golgi brefeldin A resistant guanine nucleotide exchange factor 1. Bases 304 to 5892 code for a protein of 1862 amino acids. Gene Ontology annotation, biological process: regulation of ARF protein signal transduction. The record is from RefSeq and is a predicted model, not a curated record. Gene Ontology annotation, molecular function: guanyl-nucleotide exchange factor activity. The transcript has 41 exons. Lineage: Eukaryota; Metazoa; Chordata; Actinopteri; Syngnathiformes; Callionymidae.
CCUGUCAGUCAAAUGCUGUCACGGGGUUCGGUUGAGAGGUCGCUGUUUUCCACGUCAGUGUGUUUACCAGGACUUGAUUGACAGCCACGGGAAGCUCCGUAAUUCAUUCUACAAUGGAUCUUUUUUGAGGACUGUGUUUGGAGGAGCAGUUCUAGGAUAUAACGCUGUUGUGCAGUAAAAUGUCUGAGUGAAUUUAGCUCAACUGUCUCUGCAAAUCGAACUUCUGUUGGGCAGCUAGCUGCUAGCUUACCGAGCUAGGCUAGGGCGUCUUUUUAAAGUCGGCGGUCAAACUCAGAUUGCAGAAUGGUGGACAAGAGUAUCUACAUUGUCCAGGGUGAAAUCAGCACUGUUGUUGGGGCCAUCAAGAGGAACUCCAGAUGGAACACACACACAACACUGGAUGAAGAACAGGAUCCACUGUUGAACAGUUUUGGGCAACUCAAGGAUCUACUGAACAACAUCAAAGAGCUGGCUGAUGUUGAGCCCAACAUUUUCCUGAGGCCUUUCCUGGAAGUGGUGCGCUCUGAAGAUACAACUGGACCUAUCACAGGCCUCGCCCUUACCUCGGUCAACAAGUUCCUUUCGUACGGCCUUAUAGAUGCAAAUCAUGAAGCAGCAGCUGAGGCCAUCGAGAACAUGGCAGAUGCUGUCACACAUGCCAGAUUUGUGGGAACAGAUCCAGCGAGCGAUGAAGUGGUGCUUAUGAAAAUUCUACAGGUCUUGAGGACUCUGCUGCUCACUCCUGUCGGAGCCCAUCUGACCAACGAGUCUGUCUGUGAGAUCAUGCAGUCCUGCUUCCGAAUCUGCUUUGAGAUGCGUCUGAGUGAGCUCCUCAGGAAAUCAGCUGAGCACACACUGGUUGAUAUGGUGCAGCUACUGUUCUCCAGACUUCCCCAAUUCAAAGAAGAGGCCAAGAGUUACGUUGGUGCCAACAUGAAGAAGGCUUACAAUAUCUUGUGGAAAAACAAACGUGUGCAGCUGAAGAUGCGGGCUGGCGGCAUGAGUGAGUCCUCUAAAUGGAAGAAACAGAAACGCUCCCCAAGACCACCCCGUCACCUGGUCCAGAAUCCUCCUGGCCAAGCCGACCCCACCCAGUCUGGCACCCUGAGCAACAACAUGUUGUCUGGUGGAGUCCCCUUCAUCGAGCCCAGUUCCUCCACCUCUUCUAUUCCAGCCUCGGACAGUGCUGGCUCCUCCAUCUCCAGUCCUUCAGCCACGGACAGUGGCCUGGAGACAGGUUCUAAAGCUACCUCCAGAGAAGACCUGUCUGACCUGGACCAGUGUGGCUCAACCACGCCAAACAGUCCCUCUGCCCUCCCAAGUACAGAGCUUGCAUCUCCAGAUGGACCUGGAGGCCUGCAGUCGGUGCUUGAGGAUAAAGACUCUGCGUAUCAGUCCGACGCCACCUCAGUUCAUGAUAUGGACUAUGUAAACCCCAGAGGCGUCCGCUUCACGCAGUCCACACAGAGAGAUGGAACAUCGCUGGUCCCCUAUGGCCUGCCUUGUCUGAGGGAGCUCUUCCGUUUCCUGAUCUCAUUGACUAACCCACAUGACCGCCACAACACUGACGCCAUGAUGCACAUGGGCCUGCAGUUACUGACAGUUGCACUGGAGUCUGCGCACAUCUCUAACUACCAGUCUCUGCUUGGGCUGGUGAAGGACGAGCUCUGCAGACAUCUAUUCCAGUUGUUAAGUGUGGAUCGGAUGAACCUCUACGCCUCAUCCAUACGAGUGUGCUUCCUGCUGUUCGAAAGCAUGAGAGUGAAUCUGAAGUUCCAGUUAGAAAUGUACCUGAAGAAACUGAUGGACAUCACCACGUCUGAGAACGUCAAAAUGCCGUACGAGAUGAAGGAGAUGGCUCUAGAGGCACUUGUCCAGCUGUGGCGCAUCCCCAGUUUUGUCACUGAGCUCUACAUCAACUACGACUGUGACUUCUACUGCUCCAACCUGUUUGAAGAUCUCACCAAGCUGCUGUCAAAGAAUGCCUUUCCUGUCUCCGGGCAGCUCUACACUACACACCUCCUGUCAUUAGAAGCUCUGCUGACUGUGAUCGACAGCACAGAGUCUCACUGCCAGGCCAAGGUCCUCAACAGCACUGCAGUCCCGGAGCAGUCGGACACUCUGGCGGGAACUGAUUCUGGGAACACUGGACCUGAGACCACUUCUGAUCCCACUAUGCAGGUCAAUGGUGCGAGUUUGCCUCAGGGUGACAAUCAAGCAGUGGGUCCACCCACCAGUGGACGUCUGAUGGCAGAGAAGAUGAGACUAGGACGUCAGGAUCAAGGAGAUGGUGAGGCAGCUGAGAAGAAACCUCCAAAAACACCUCAGCGCUUCUCCUCAUGCUUGCCUGACUCCCAGGAGUUGGUAGAAAUCCGAACAAAGAAGAAGCUGCUCAUUACAGGGACAGAGCAGUUUAACCAGAAGCCUAAGAAGGGAAUUCAGUUUCUCCAAGAAAAAGGGCUCCUCAGUAAUCCUUUGGACAACAACCAGGUGGCCCAAUGGCUCCGGGAAAACCCCAGACUGGACAAGAAGAUGAUUGGAGAAUACAUCAGCGAUCGCAAGAACAUGGAGCUUCUGGACAGCUUUGUCAACACAUUCACCUUCCAGGGUUUGCGUAUCGACGAGGCGCUGAGGCUCUACCUGGAGGCCUUCAGGUUACCCGGAGAAGCCCCCGUAAUCCAGAGGCUCUUGGAAACCUUCACUGACAACUGGCAUAAAGUCAAUGGGUCCCCUUUCAUGACCAAUGAUGCUGGCUUUGCUUUGGCCUACGCUGUUAUAAUGCUCAACACUGACCAGCACAACCACAACGUCCGCAAGCAAAACAUCCCAAUGACCGUGGAGCAAUUCAAGAAAAACCUUAAGGGCGUGAAUGGAAACAAAGACUUUGACCAGGACAUGUUGGAGGAUAUCUACAACGCUAUCAAGAAUGAGGAGAUUGUGAUGCCCGAUGAGCAGACAGGUUUGGUGAAGGAGAACUAUGUUUGGAGCGUGCUGCUUCACCGCGGCGCCACACCAGAGGGCUUGUUCCUUCACCUGCCGGCGGGCAGCUACGACCACGACCUGUUCACCAUGACCUGGGGUCCCACCAUCGCUGCACUGUCGUACGUUUUCGACAAGAGUCUGGAUGAAAACAUCCUCCAAAAGGCCAUCACCGGCUUCAGGAAAUGUGCCAUGAUCGCAGCUCACUAUGGCUUCAGUGACGUUUUUGACAAUCUGAUCAUCUCUCUGUGCAAGUUCACCACUCUCAGCAGCGAGUCGGUGGAAAACCUCCCUUCGGUGUUCGGCAGCAACAGUAAGGCACAAACGGCUGCCAAGACCGUAUUUGACCUCGCUCAUCGCCACGGUAACAUCCUGAGAGAAGGCUGGAAGAACAUCAUGGAGUCCAUGCUGCAGCUGUUCAGAGCUGAACUGCUGCCCAAAGCCAUGGUGGAGGUGGAGGAUUUCAUUGAACCGAACGGGAAGAUUUCUCUUCAGCGAGAGGAAACUCCAUCGAACCGUGGUGAGUCUGCAGUUUUGAGUUUUGUCAACUGGCUGACUUUGAGUGGAGCGGAGCAGUCCGGACUCCGAGGACCGUCAAUGGAGAAUCAGGAGGCCAAACAAGCUGCCGUGCUCUGCAUAAAGCAGUGUGACCCGGAGAAGCUGGUCACAGAGAGCAAAUUCCUGCAACUGGAGUCGCUGCAAGAACUGAUGAAGGCCCUGAUCUCAGUCACCCCGGAUGAAGAGACGUACGAUGAGGAGGAUGCUGCCUUCUGCUUGGAGAUGUUGCUCCGCAUUGUUCUGGAGAACAGAGACCGUGUGACGUGUGUGUGGCAAACUGUGCGUGACCAUCUCUGCCACCUUUGUGUCCACGCAAACGAGAGCUGCUUCCUGGUGGAGAGAGCUGUGGUGGGGCUGCUGCGGCUGGCCAUUCGUCUGCUACGGAGGGAGGACAUCAGCUCCCAGGUGUUGCUGUCUCUGCGUCUACUGCUGAUGAUGAAGCCUCAUGUCCUGUCCCGGGUCAGUAGAGAGGUGGCCUUUGGCCUUCAUGAGCUGCUCAAGACCAACGCGGCCAACAUCCACAGCACAGAGCACUGGUACACGCUCUUCUCCCUGCUGGAGUGCAUCGGUGCUGGAGUGAAACCUCCCGCCUCCUUCCAGAUCAGCGCUGGCACCAGCGACACCGACACAGGUGCUCAGUCUGACAGUGAGCUUCCGUCCAAUCACCCGAGUGAAGUCACUCUGGACCGAGGCUACACAUCAGACUCUGAGGUCUACACAGACCACAGCAAGUCCAGGAUCCCUCGCUCCGCCACCGAUGUGGAUGUGGCCAGCGGCGGAUGGUUGGUGGUCAGCAAAGAUGACCCGGACACCUGCGUUACUCCUCCGCUGGGCUCAAAAGCCCAGCUGAAUCACCCAUUAGUGAACCAGUACAGUCUGACUCUGGGUCUGGACCUGGGCCAACAUGACACCAAGUCUCUCAUCAAGUGUGUGGAGACCUUGUCUUUCAUUGUCCGGGACGCAGCCCACGUCACGCCAGACAACUUUGAGCUGUGUGUGCGAGCCAUCCGGGUGUUUGUGGAGGCCAGCCUGAACGGAGGCUACCGCAACCACGACAAGAAGAAGAGCCACAAGUACGACUCGUCCAAGUCCCGCAUGAGGAAAAAGGCUGGAGGGAAAGAGAAGGAGGGCGCAGGAGGCACUCGGCGAGGGAGCAGUCGAGCCUCCAGUCAGCGCUUGUCACGCUCCCAUAGUGACGAAGAAGAGGACGAGGGUGUCCCGGCCAGCUACCACACUGUGUCUUUACAGGUUAGUCAGGAUCUGCUGGACCUGAUGCACACGCUCCACACCCGAGCUGCCAGCAUCUACAGCUCAUGGGCAGAGGAACAGCGCCACCUAGACACUGCAGGGAAGAGGAUUGAGGCGGACUCACAGACUCUGUGGACCAGCUGUUGGUGUCCACUGCUGCAAGGCAUCGCGUGGCUGUGCUGUGAUGCCCGGCGUCAGGUCCGCAUGCAGGCCCUCACCUACCUCCAGAGGGCGCUGCUGGUCCACGACCUGCAGACCCUCGACGCCACAGAGUGGGAGUCCUGCUUCAACAAGGUGCUGUUCCCCUUGCUGACCAAGCUCCUGGACAACAUCAGCCCUGCAGAUGUUGGUGGCAUGGAGGAGACCAGGAUGAGAGCCUGUACACUCCUGUCCAAGGUUUUCCUCCAACACCUGUCCCCCUUGCUGUCCCUGCCCACCUUCGCCGCUCUGUGGCUCACCAUCCUGGACUUCAUGGACAAGUACAUGCAUGCUGGAUCCAGCGACCUGCUGCUGGAGGCCAUCCCAGAGUCCCUGAAGAACAUGCUGCUGGUGAUGGACACGGCCGGCAUCUUCCACAGCGCCGACUCCAGGACGGGCUACUCGGACCUGUGGGAGAUCACCUGGGAGCGAAUCGUCUGCUUCCUGCCAAACCUCAGGGAGGAGCUGUUCAAGCAGACGGUGAUAGCAGAUCCUGUGCCUAGCCCUCCAGCAGAGCCCGUGCAGCCCACGCCUCCAGGAGCUCACCCUGCCUCCCCUCAGGGGUCUUCAGUUCCAGCCCAACAGACCCCCGCGUCACCGCCCGCAGCCGCACCUCCAGCAGAACCGCGGACACCCAGCAGACCUGCGUCACCUCAGGAGACUCCAGCAUCCAGUGCCAACGGAGCAGGGCGCUCGUCCCCGGUGCCAGUGACGGCCCCUUCCAUCCAGGCUCCCUCCCCUCUGAGCCAGUCUCCCCUCCUCAUCCAGCCCCUGGCCUCACCCCUGCAGAUGGGGGUCCCGCCCAUGUCCCUGCCAAUCAUCCUGAACCCCGCCCUCAUCGAGGCCACCUCCCCUGUCCCGCUGCUGCCCGGCCCACGGCCCACUAGCCCCUCCAACGAGGUGAAGUAGCCAGGCAGCAGGGGGGUCUCUGAAGGACGAUCCUGAAGACCAAAAUAGUCCUUUCCUAAUUGUCAACGAUGAUCGCUGCGUGUGUGUAUGUGUGUGUGUAUUCAGCUACGAGGAUACGCAUCACCUUUGACCUCCUCCGAUGGUGGUUGGGGUCCUCAGUCCUCAUCCAGUAUGUUUGCAGCUGAAAGUGAACGAGUGCUUGGAGCGAUUUAACUUAUCAGUCAUGUGAUCAGGGGCGGAGUUACUGCCCACCUUGAGAUUAUCAUCUUCACCUGCAGAGAGCUGCUUCCUCGCACCUGCUGCUGAGAGUCGCCAGAACUUUGGACUCAUGUCCCACACUGAGCCUCGGGCCUGGUGUUUUCAGUCAGUCAGCGGCGCAGCAGCGGGACGCAGACGUCAAGGCUGUGAUCAUGUGAUUCCAUUGGUCCCAUGUAGACUCUCGUCCACCGGACAAAGGUGGGUGGGUCUCACUCAGUGGAGCUGACGCUUCCUCGCCAGCCAAGUCGGUGUUGUGCUCGGAUCCUCGCUGUGUUCUGACGUGUCAGUCAUGUGGACGUGCCUGCAGAGAGCCCAGAACCACACUUUAUUUAUUCAGCUGCAGUUCCUGAGCGCAGAGUCAGGAGCCGAGGUGAAGGUGAAACAUGAUGUGUAAAUAUAUCGGAGAGAGACCUGUACUUUUUAUCAUAUAAUAAAUAUUACUGAAGGAACCCCAGUGUCUCUUCCUCUGCUCUGCAGAAGAGAGGGAACCCUGUCGCUACAUUUCUCAGGAUGUUGGGAGACAGUGAGGUCACCUGGUGCCGGACUGAAAACUGACUGGACUCCUCCCACUGACAAAUGAUGAAAGCCUCAAGUGUUCCACUCCAGGUCUCUGGGGGAUGAUUGAGCUCCGAGUUUGUAGAAACUUGAACUCACAUCGAGACCUUCGGUGUCAAGAACAAGUGACCUCCACUCCUGGGGAGGUCAACCGUGGUGACCGUCAGGUGAGACUCAUCUCUACAUUAACCCAGAAAGAUUGUAUGUUUGGUUUUUAUUAACAUUAUAGCAUUUCGUGUUCAUUUUUUUUUUUUUUUAAAUGAGAGAUCGGUCAUAUAUGCAUUAAACUCAGCACAGGUGUCUUAAGACAAAAGCACUGAGGUGGUUGAAGCAAUCCUCGUGUCCGGCCUGUAGUGUGCGUCAGAGCUGCCACCUUCUGAUGACGUUGCGUCAUUUUUUUGUCCCACGUUUUCAUUAUGAAAACCAUGUCAAACCUUCGUAAAGUGCGCUACUGACUCUUCAACUUCAUGUUGUCAACCAUGCUGUCCUCGCCCCUAACUACGCAGAUAUGAUUUAAAAAAUAGUCCCUCAACGCGCCGCUGGAGCGUCUUCUUCGCCUGCUCAACAUACGCUCUGGUUCAGU